This is a messenger RNA of Oncorhynchus keta (chum salmon), 834 nucleotides long. RefSeq names its product putative protein TPRXL. Bases 1 to 834 code for a protein of 277 amino acids. NCBI's taxonomy places the organism in Eukaryota, Metazoa, Chordata, Actinopteri, Salmoniformes, Salmonidae. The transcript is spliced from 2 exons. Gene Ontology annotation, biological process: tRNA 5'-leader removal. Gene Ontology annotation, cellular component: ribonuclease MRP complex; nucleolar ribonuclease P complex. The record is from RefSeq and is a predicted model, not a curated record.
AUGGCUGACUUCAUGAGCUCAUAUUGUGAACAGGAAGUCUCUAAGGCAGCUGUCCGCUUGGUGUCGCCCACAUCCUCUAAAUGUCAGAGGUCACGUAACCCGGGAUCAACACCACAACUCAACCGUAACGUUGCAGCGUCUCUCCUCUCGGCACACGGUGGCAGCAGCCUGGUGUGGAUCCGUCUCUCCUCGUCGCCAAGGGCCAACCGGAGCAGCACGCCCUGGUGUGUGUCCCCACCACAGAGGACCUCCAGCUGGUACGUGAGGAGCCGGGCUGCACAGGGCCCCAGGAGCCUCUACACACUGACCACUUCAAGAGCCGCGUCAAACGGCCACGCAAGAAGGACCACAACAAACCUGGAACCUCCUCCUCUUCCUCCGCCAAGCAGUCUGACCCUGCCUCAGUCCCUGGUGUCAACCCUGGUCCUGAUCCUAGCUCCUCCUCCAGCCUCACCAACCCCUCUUCCUCCUCUACCCUCAGCCCCUGGUGUCAACCCUGAUCCUAGCUCCUCCUCCAGCCUCACCAACCCUGAUCCUAGCUCCUCCUCCAGCCUCACCAACCCCUCUUCCUCCUGUACCUCAGCCCUGACUCUUGGUCUCUGGCCGGAGCCCCUUCCCAGCGUCACCUCCCACUGCUCCAGGGUGACUCUGGGCUGGGUGACCCAGGGGGACUUCUCCCUGUCGGCUGGCUGUGGAGAGGCUCUGGGGCUCCUCAGCCUUACUGGUCUCCUACACACCCUGCUCAGACAGCCUGACGGCCAGAGAGGACUAGUGCUGCUACGGAACCCCGGGUCACUGCAAUACCGUUUCGCUAAGAUCAACAUAGAGAUCUGA